Molecule: messenger RNA, 3689 nt
Organism: Aedes aegypti (yellow fever mosquito)
Lineage: Eukaryota; Metazoa; Arthropoda; Insecta; Diptera; Culicidae
Gene: SIDL
Product: trafficking protein particle complex subunit 10
Biological process (GO): early endosome to Golgi transport; intra-Golgi vesicle-mediated transport
Cellular component (GO): TRAPPII protein complex
Molecular function (GO): protein binding
Source: RefSeq, a predicted model, not a curated record
AAUCGGACGCGGACUGUCAAUUUUUGUCAACGUAAUUCAAAAUAAAACUUUCCUCCGCGUAGUUUUCACAGUUUUAUACUAAGCAAAUUUAGCGAAAUUUUAAGAAAAAACCAGUGGUUUUGCAGUAUUUACGUGAUCUGAACGUAUCUCAAAAUAGUAGAGAGGCAUUGUGAUACAAAUGGUGCACUGCAAGCCUAUUCUGACCUAUUCCGGUGAUGUCCGGUUGUUCAGGACGCUCGAACCGCACAUUGAGUCGGCGCUUCCGUCGGACACCGCUGAAUGGAAGCGCUCGUACGGUCGUCCGGUGAAGAAUGUCCGCGUCGAAGCCAGCUUCAAGCCGUUCGAUGCUGCCCUGCUGGAGAAGUACCGCGACGGAAGUUGGAGCAUCGUUGAUCAUCCGGUGAUGCAUAUCUACGUGACGGAGUGCAACGACGUGGAAGCAUACCGGGCCUCGGUCAAGGAAGAGAUAGACCAGUGGCUGAAAACUUUAAAUAGCUACAACGUCACGGACUGGAUGAUUUUGCUCGUGGAAACUUUGGACAUCAAAAAAUCGAAGAAUAUUCUCCCGAGGACGACGGUUCUGGAUAAGAUUCGACUGGAUUUUGCAUCAAAAAAUGGAGAUCGUUGCCUUUCGGUGCUGAAUCCGACCAAGUUCGAGAUGAAAGCAACGGAAUCGUUUCGAUGCUUGCUCCAACGGAUUCGGCAUCUGAUGUUGACGGGUUAUAAUAAGAAUAUCGUGAAGUACGAAGAGCUGAUUCGCUCGAAUCGGGAAAACAGGAUCCAAGAGAAUUGGAACUUUGUAGACUAUUUCCUACUGCAAGAGGAGCUUGCAUUCGUACUGGAAAUGUUGGGUCAGUAUUCGGAAGCGCUGGUACAAUACGACGAGUUGGAUGCUUUGUUUUCUCAAUUCAUACUGAAUUCGGUUUAUGGUGAGAAGCAAAAGUGGCUCCAGAUAUUCGAUCAACCGCUGUACGCUUUCCAUGGAAUUUCCCUAAAUCCAUAAAAAUGGAAGAAACGCGUAAUAAUCAUCGACCAAUCAGUAAAUCUGUUGGAGUUCAGAAGUUAUCUUUUCGAACGACAGUGCUUAUUGUUGGACGCCAACGGAAAACCAUGGGAGAUUGCCGAACGUCUUCUGCCGUUCCUGUUUUCAACCCUUCGAGAAAUUGAAGCUUUGAAGCUUGAAACUCCCGAAGGUGCGUUGGCAUGCUGGGAAUUUGUUUGCGCCCUCGAAGUACUGAACCUAUGCGACAAAGUCCAAGAAUCUAAAGAAAUCCACAAAUGCUCUCAGUACUCGGCCCCGAUCUGGAAUCUUGCCAAGGAUAAACUCUAUAGCCUUGGAAAGCAUUGUGGUCUGUUGCCAGGCUUUCACCCAACAUCGGAACAACUUCAUGCGGUUGUCCAUCUAUCCGCGGGAAUGGGCGAUACCAUCCCGGAAAGUGCCGGUGUUUUGCUCGAAGUAGAACCAAAAGAUAAGAAAACACAUUCCCCAGCACGUAAACCGAAAAAAUCUGCGACUGACAGCCUGAAAGAAGCGCUGGGAUCCAAUCAAGCCUUCACCAAGUUGUAUCUAGAACUAAGUGAGUUGGCAAUCAGCACCUACAAGCACGUGUCGCGAUUACGAUCUGCCCGACUAGUGGGACUGGACUUGGGCAAUUUUUACAUUUCGCUCAAUGAACCCCAGAAAGCGGUGGUGUUCUUCACAGAUCUGCUUCGUGAACUGAAAACCGAAAAUUGGCACCAUUUGGCCAGUCAAACGUUGCUGGAACUAGCAUCUUGCUACAAAAAGAUGGAUGAUUGCGUAAAUUACACCAAAACGUGCAGUGCCAUCUCGUGCAGUUUGGAUUUGGAAAUGAUGGUACGCACGUUUUAUUUUGACGAGUUUGUGAAAUCGUUGAAACACCUGAAGGAUUUGCGGAAUGUCGACAUCGAUGCGUUGAACGUCAUGACAACAUUGGAAGACCAUUUCAAGAUAUUGGACAUCGGAAUCCAGCAAACCUCUAUUAUACAGGACGACAUAGUGACGGUUACUUUAAAAAUAGCAAGCAGCUUUCCCCGAGAGAUAUUCUGCCAGCAAGUGUUACUUUCGUUCGAAAUGAACCCGAAACAACCGACCGAUGGUUCGCCUUCAAGUGCAACGUUGAUCGAACCAAUUGCGUUGCUGCCAAUAUCCAUACACUUGGACUACAAGCAGGAUCGCAGUCUAAGUUGCGCUUCGGUUGCAUGUGACAAUAAAGCUAAGCAACCGGUCCGAAGGACUAGCAGCACUCGGCGUAAGAUAUCUCCAACCCAACGUUCGGAUUUUACCAACUGUGUAAGCGUCGAGAAAGUUUUGCUCCAGCCUGGACUAAAUGUGAUCGAACUGCAAUCAAAAGCCAAGCGUGUCGGUUCUUGGUCAUUCAAUCAACUAGCUGUACAGCUGGACAAUGUAGAAUUCCUAUCAGAAAGUCUACCACAAGGGUUGCCCAGUUUUGAAAUCAUUACUAAAGCUUCAUCAGCCGUUCUGAAUUUUAUGAACCUGAUAGCAGGAGUCGAACAACCAGUAAAACUCAUCGUUUCCGGAGGCAGUUUUCGUUUCCCUAAGGACGCAAGUAUAGUACUUAAAUGUUCGAAGAACCUCAAAAUGAGAAUUGCCAGUUUAGAUGAAACCGUUGUGAAAUCUACCUUCGAACGAGAGCUUGUGGUCAAUUUGCAGAAUUUUGAAUCAUUUGAAGAACGAACGAUCGAUUUAGAAGCCCUUUGCGAUUUGCCUGGCAGGCGUGAGGAGAAACCCAUCGAACAAAAAGUGACCCUCCAGGUUCCUUGGAGCCGUAAUGAAAUUCAAAUCCCUCUACACUUUUUACCGGCAAUGAUUGCUUCCUGCCGUUUGCACUCUUCAGGUGCGAGAAAGUUCUUGCAAGUCAUUCUAAAGGGGGUCAGCGAUCACAAACUCAUUCUUAAAGAUGCUUCGAUGUCCUGUGCUGCUGAAGGAGUGACCAUCAUCGACAUCAAUCCCAAAUCACAAAACGAAAUCAUCAUGAGCAAAACCGUAUCUAUUUCGUACCUCUACGAGAUCCAGGUCGAAGCACUCAAAGCCGAAAGCGAACUUCCCGUUAUACAUGUGGACUACAGAAUGAAGUUCGCUGAUGCUAGCCUUCCGGAGGACAUCCGAUAUUACAUUCCGUACUCAGUCACGUUCGACGUGAUGGAUUAUACGACUUUGUUCACCAUCUGCGCUAAAAUCGAACCAUCCGAGCUGUGUCGAGUUAACUCGGUUUGCCAUUUGAAUCUGCGAAUCUCCAAGGUGCACGCCAAUCCAUUUUCCGAUCUGAUGUACGAAGUUCUUGCCGAUCAGAACAUGUGGGUCGUCGUGGGAAGAACGGCAGGCGUCAUUUCGAUGGAAGACGUCGACAGUCACAGCAUCACGCUGGACGUUUUGCCACUGACGGCGGGAUUCUUGCCUUUGCCCAACAUACGGCUGUCGAAGUACAUUUCGGCGAACAAGUCCUCCAAAAUGGACGCACAUCCUCGACUGCAACCGUUCCCUCCGGGGCAGAUUUAUAACUCGACCAAGAGCAUGCAGAUCCACGUACUGGCUAGUAGUAAUGUAGAAGCAUAAUUCCGAGAGUGUGUUGCUUAUCAAAUAUUGUAAUACGUUAUAUAUAAAAAUCGCACCGUAUUAAAAUAUAGUAGUUGCUACUUUAUGCAUCUAG